AUGAACGUCGAUCCAGGAGUCCUGAGGAAGCUCGGAGGCCUGGGCGCGGCGGCGCUCGCCACUGCCGCCGGCGGCAUCGGCCUCUUCAACUAUUCGCUGUACAACGUCGAGCCUGGCCAUAGGGCCAUCAUCUACAACCGAUUCUACGGCGUGCUGGAUCGGGUCUAUUCGGAGGGGACACACUUUUGCAUUCCCUUCGUUGAGCGCCCAGUCAUCUACGACGUUCGGUCGAAGCCCCGCACUCUCGUCUCGCUCUCAGGCUCGCGAGAUCUUCAAAUGGUGAACAUUACCUGCCGCGUCUUGUCGCGCCCCGACGUGCCGAUGCUUCCGACCACGUACCGGUUGCUCGGGAAGGAGUACGACGAGAAAGUAUUGCCCUCGAUUAUCAACGAAGUGCUAAAGAGCGUCGUUGCUCAGUUCAACGCCUCGCAACUGAUUACCCAAAGAGAGGUCGUGAGUCGCGCCGUCAGAGACCAGCUCGUCGACCGCGCAAAAGACUUCAACAUCCUCCUCGACGACGUCUCACUCACGCACCUUAGCUUCGGUCCGGAGUACGAGAAGGCUGUGGAGGCCAAGCAAGUUGCUCAGCAGCAAGCAGAGCGCGGAAAGUACAUUGUCUUGCGUGCGCUAGAGGAGAAGAAGAGCACGAUCAUCAAGGCGCAGGGAGAAGCGGAGGCGGCGAAACUGGUAGGUUCUUCGCUCAGGAGCCGCCGCCGGGAGGCGUCAGAGCUCUGCACACACAGCACCGCCCUGUCCACACAGGCGCGCGCGGCCUGGCGACGUCAGCCCUCGGAGAGGCGCAGAGACAGAGGUGGAGAGAGAAAUGGAACAGAUAGAGAAAGAGAGCGAGAGCAAGAAGAGGGCAGAAAGACAGAGAGGGAGAGAAUCGGAAACGCCAUCAAGAACAACCCUGCGUUCCUCGAGCUCCGGCGCAUUGACACGGCCAAGGAGGUGGCCAACACAAUCAGCAAAUCCUCGAACCGCGUCAUGCUGAACUCCGACAGUCUGCUGCUCAACUUGAUGGGAAGUGAAAAACGCUGUCGAGCACACUGCGUGGAACGACGGGCGUUAAGCCUGCUGGGACACUCUUGGUGUGACCUGCGGGGGUUCCACUCUUUUGCUUCUUCCGGAUGA
Molecule: messenger RNA, 1134 nt
Organism: Neospora caninum
Lineage: Eukaryota; Apicomplexa; Conoidasida; Eucoccidiorida; Sarcocystidae
Exons: 6
Coding region: 1-1134 (377 amino acids)
Biological process (GO): mitochondrion organization
Cellular component (GO): mitochondrion; membrane
Source: RefSeq, a predicted model, not a curated record